GUAUGGGUGCCCAUGGGCCUGGGUGGGAAUCAGAAAUGUCUGGUGGAAGAGAGGCAGAUUGAGGUUACUUAAGAGUUGAGCAUAUUGUGCCGUACGUUGAGGCAGCGGAAGUUGAGGAAGAUGGGUCAAGGAGGAUUCGUGUGAGUAGUGUCGAUUUGUAUCAAUACAGAGGGAUAGGCCAACGAGUAAUAUAUGCUUCAGUAAGAUUGGCUUUUUAGCAUUCAUAGCAAUGGUUCUAAACUGUACUGCAAGGAUGGAACGUCAAUCACAGAAAAUAGAGGUUGUGGUGGCAGCUGCAGAGAAGUAUUUGGGUGUGCGAGAUUUGACGUCAGAAGAGUUACAGCGUUUGUUGAGUGGUUGUGUCCUGUCCUUUCAGGCCUGAGAUAGGUUUAAAUAGUGGAGUAGGGUGGUGGGUUUUUAACGAGUGUAGGGUUAGAUGGUAGGGUAUUUGUUGAUUUUAUUUCCCUGGCCUCUCUCGCUUCCACCCUCUGUAUUCCUCUUAUAGCCCUGGAACCAGUAGCCUAGGCCAAUGCGUGUCCCAGAAGUAGCAAUAUAGUAGGAAUAUGGUCAACCCAAUAAAAUGAUUGAAUUAAGGAAACGUCUUCCUAUCAGUCUAAUUUGCGUAUACAUUGUGAUUGGUUAUGGAAUCAGGAUAACCUCGAGCUCCUUAAUGAUAGACUGUUCAUAUUUGAAGAUUGCUGAAAGACCAGUUUGGCAAUGACGAGUAGAACGUUAGCUAAAGCGACUGGUACUCAGGCUAACAGAAAAGCACCUUAUAGAUUUUGUACUUAAAUGUUUUUGUGUAAACUGAGAACUGACAUUGCAACUCUAUUAGGUUGUUGUUUGUGUACUAGCUACAUCAACCUAUUCACAGAACAUAUUUUCAGUAUUCGUGUGAAAAUCAAGAAUGGACCUUAUAGUUUUUAAUCCCCUUUUAAUUUAGUUUGUUUGUUAUCAGAAGUGGAUGUUGUCAAUGACCCCCAUGCUUUCCCAUCCAAUUAUCUUUGAAGCCCCAGCUGCCUUUGGCUUUAUCUGUGAAACGACCUAUCACACACAUUCUAGGGUCCUGAGCAGGAAACAUGAAAUCCCUGGAAAAACCACCAGUGUGCAACCUCAUGUUAACUCAUGUGGAUCAUUUGGAGAAAAAAAAUCCCAAGCUGAAGCUACUUGCUGCUUUGUGGGUCUGGAAAACUCCACAAAAGGAGAGGAAGGAGAAAAGGGAGUGAAAGGAGCACCUGGGAAGCCAGGAAGAAUGGGUCCACCAGGGGAGAUGGGACAUCUGGGAGUUAAAGGGCAGAAGGGAAUAAUGGGACAUUAUGGGAAGAUUGGCCCCAGUGGAGUCAAAGGUGCAAAGGGAGAUAUGGGUGAUGCUGGAUCAAGGGGCCCGAAUGGUGAUCCAGGUGUUCCAUGUGAAUGCACACCCCUGAGGAAAAUUAUUGGUGAGAUGGACAUCUUAGUGACACAGUUAUCCAAUGAGCUGAAGUUCAUAAAAAAUGCACUGCCCUCCCCUGCAGCUGUUGCCGGCAUCAAAGAGACCGACAGCAAGGUCUAUCUGCUGGUCAAGGAGGAGAAACGCUACACCGAUGCAGAGGUCUAUUGUCAGGGGAGGGGUGGACACCUGGCCAUGCCCAAGGACGAGGGGGCCAAUGCGGCCAUCGCUGGGUACAUCACAGAGGCGGGCCUGAGCCGGGUGUACAUUGGUAUCAACGACAUAGACCGCGAGGGCCAUUUCACCUGCGUGGAUAACUCUCCAAUGAGCACCUUCAGCAAGUGGAGGGAAGGGGAACCCAACAAUGCCUACGAUGACGAGGACUGUGCUGAAAUGGUGGCGGUGGGGGACUGGACCGAUGUGGCCUGCCACUCCACCAUGUACUUUGUCUGUGAGUUUGACAAGGACAGUGGCUGAGGAGCAUUUGUUUGAAAGUGGUAGUGAAUUAUAGAGAAGCCUUUUAUAGAGUUCUACAGACGUUGUUCAGUAUGUAGAAUUAUUCUGACACCGCUGCAUUUAAUUGUAAUCACCCAGCAGUGCUAAAUAUCAUUGUACAGUAUAAAAGAUUGAGUACUGACAUGCAACAACAGUUGUGUAAAGACAUGGUGUUUCUUCUCAGUUGUUCCAGUUUUCUUCCUUUUUGACUUGAAUGUUUGACUUGAAUGGAUGCUGUUUUUAUAAACCAUUGCAUUUAAUGGA
Molecule: messenger RNA, 2188 nt
Organism: Oncorhynchus keta (chum salmon)
Lineage: Eukaryota; Metazoa; Chordata; Actinopteri; Salmoniformes; Salmonidae
Gene: colec11
Product: collectin sub-family member 11
Exons: 6
Coding region: 965-1906 (313 amino acids)
Source: RefSeq, a predicted model, not a curated record